Molecule: messenger RNA, 675 nt
Organism: Epithele typhae
Lineage: Eukaryota; Fungi; Basidiomycota; Agaricomycetes; Polyporales; Epitheliaceae
Exons: 2
Coding region: 1-675 (224 amino acids)
Source: RefSeq, a predicted model, not a curated record
AUGUUCGUAGGAUUCGCGCCCAUAGCUGAAAGGCUGCAGAUCGACCCCUGGAAUCCGAUCAAAGCCGCGCUCGACAACAUGGCGAGCUACUUCCGCCUGGCGACGCUUCCUCUCGAAAGCCUCAAGGCGUUUAAGGAUAACGCCAAGGUCGAGUCCAUCUACAUCCACCAUCCCACUUCCGAUGAGGACGGUCCCUCGGGGUCCACCUUCCUCCUCCAGGCGCUUGCGCGAGAAGGCUUGGACGACCCCAAGUUCGAGCUGACGACAUGUCGGACGGGCUCACUAUCGAGGUCACCCGCUGCGACUGCGCGGGCCAUCAUCCUUCCCCGCUCCAACAGCAGCGACUCGGUGUCCCCGCCGCAGUACUGGUCGUGGGACAUCGCCGCGGACUAUUACGGCGAUGCCGGCUCGCGCGCGAACUGGAAUUGCUCCAGCUACCACAUCUACUCGUGGGACAUCAAGGACGGCGUCGCGCACCGCUCGUUCAAGCCACCGGGCCGACAGUCUGCCGGCGGGAUCGAGCACAUCAGCAUCCUGGUCAAGCACGUCCCGCAGCCGGAGCGCUUCGUCGUCGACCUCAAGGUCGUCCGGUUCCGGCCUGACGAGUUGGCGUCCCAGCCGACGUGGCCCGCGGAGGACUUUCCGCCCUUGCCGCCGUCUACCAUCUCCGGCUAG